Molecule: messenger RNA, 1651 nt
Organism: Sardina pilchardus (European sardine)
Lineage: Eukaryota; Metazoa; Chordata; Actinopteri; Clupeiformes; Clupeidae
Product: mitotic spindle assembly checkpoint protein MAD1-like
Exons: 10
Coding region: 315-1415 (366 amino acids)
Biological process (GO): mitotic spindle assembly checkpoint signaling
Source: RefSeq, a predicted model, not a curated record
CACAACAAACAAUAGUGGUCCAGCGAUUAUCAAACAACUCCAGCAAUUGCGAGUGGUUUAUGCAAAGAUAUUAUAUACGUGUAUUCAACUAUAGAGAUAUUUGUUGUCUAUUCUGUCGUUUGGGAAGUUACGGUUGUUUUCAAAGCCUGUGGUUAUUUAGUUAGGUUAGCCUUCUGAAAAGUCCUCAGCUAACUGUCACAAAGCCACGCAGCUGGAGUUCUACCAGAGAGGGUUACAGCGGAUCUUUGGUGCCACUGACACGUUUGUCACCCACGAACUAUACCGAUACCGUCAGGCUACGAAAUAAACUCCGCAUGGAGAAGAUGGAUGCGCUUGGCCAACAUACAGACAUGAAUCACAAACAAGCCUGCAUCGACUUGGAAAAGGCCACCCAGUACAUCACACAAGCAUUACAGCAUGAGGUAGGUCGGAACCAGGAGCUCUGCAUGUUGAUUCGUCGUCUGGAGGAGAAGGAGGCGGAGACUGGGCGGAGCCUAACAGACCAGGUGGAGUCAAACAAGCAGCUGAAGCUGAAGAUCGAUGAGUUGUUUAAACACCUUGGGGAGAAGGACCACUCACUGACACAGGCCAACCGGACUGUUGCUUUCCUGAAGAAUGAAAUAAGAGAGCUGCAAAGACAACUAAGUAGCAGGACGGGUCAGGACGUGGAUGAGUUGCCACAGGGUGGAGAGAGCCAGAUCAAGCCAAUCAGUGGUCCCAGCUCUCCUCUCCAAUCAGAUCAGCUGAUGGCAGCUGAGGAGCCGCUGGUCUGGUCACAACAGCUGGAGUCGCCUGACGUUCACAUUCCACUGGUCUCUCCUAGCAACCAGAACCUGCUGGAGAUUUCAGUCUCUGGGAUUAAAGUGGAAAAUGCAGCUCACGGAUAUGAGGACUGCAGUCAGUCUGUUGAAAGGAUCGUUCAGGAGCAGCUUGGCGAACUUCACCUGAAGGUGGACCAUUUAACAGCUGUUGUACACUCACUCAGUGAAAACGGAACUGAGGACCAACAGUCGCAGAGAAGUGAUAACGACCAAAGGCUCCCCAUCUUGACGUUAGAAGAGCUCAAUCACUUUGAUGAAAGAGUUCAUCGUGACAGCGAGUUUAAGAAACGCUUGAUCGCAAGGUUGUCUAUAGCCGGAGGAGACUGUGUUAGAAAAACCGUGUCGCGCGUGUGCCGGAAGGUGAUCGGACCUCAUCUGGCCACCCAGUUAAACUGGUGCGGGAGAGGACAGAAGACAGGCAUCAAAUCACGGCCGAUUCACGAGAUUCUACUGAUGUCCGUGCUGAGGAACAAAGUGCUGUCCACUGCCACGGAGGCAGAGGUGGAAGCCGCCAUUCAGGGCUGGCUGCGCCUGAGCCUAGACCGGCUCGGAGGGCGGAGACAGAGACCGAGACUAGCGCCACCACAGACGUAAAGGAGGAGAGAGGCUGUCGGGAGGAGAAUCUCUGUUGUCUUGGCCCUCAGAUGUAGACCUGUUGUUGAGAGAAAGAGUGUUUAUUAGUUCCUGUGUGUAUUUUUUUUUACGCAUGUGUAUAUAUACGUUUAUAGGUAAUAUGAUGUACGUGUAAUAUGUCGUGUACGUGCUCUAUUGUUCAUCUCAUUUUGCAGAUACUGUGUCUUGAGUUCUGACAUUAAAGUUUCUUCGCUUGA